This is a messenger RNA of Trichobilharzia szidati, 1822 nucleotides long. Lineage: Eukaryota; Metazoa; Platyhelminthes; Trematoda; Strigeidida; Schistosomatidae. The record is from the annotation of a GenBank genome assembly.
AUUGAAACACAUUCAUUUACCCGCUGCUUUUCUAUUUUACGUCACAUUAUGUCUGAGGCUGAAGUUUGCGAAAAAGGUCAACUAGAUGACCGUAAAGAAGUUCAGGACAAACUGUCCAUAGCAAAGGAAUGGGGAAGUUAUUUUUUCUCAAAGGCUGUAAAAUCCAGUGAGCAAGUAGUACGGAAUCUGGCAAAUCGGAUAGAUUUAAAUGAGAUAAAGACGGCUGUAAGCGAUGUUACUUCAACUGUCAAACAGGUUCCACUCAUACGUGAAUUUCAACAGGCUCAAGCUGAUUUUGCCGAGGCUCAUCAGUCCAGCCAAAAUGAAACAGUUGAUUUUCAUGUAUCAACACUGUCCGAUCUUCCACCAUGGCAUCCUGAUGUAUCUGGUUUAAGUGAUCCUAAUGCUGUUUCUGCAUUGAAAGAAAAUAUUUUAGCUUUAAGUCAAAAUCCAAAUAACUUUCUAAUCCCUCCACCUGAAGAAGCUCAACUCAAGUGGACUACACCGAUACCUCAAAAUUUACUACACGAAGCCCAAAUUCUUCUUAAGGAAGAUCCUAAUUUAUCUGCUGUACGAUAUCGUCUUGUGCCAAGCAAAAUAAGUGAAGAUAUAUUCUGGAGAAAUUAUUUCUAUCGUUUAUCUUUAAUACGACAAUCUGCUCAUCUGUCUGCUGUGAUGGCCAAUUCUCAUCCUCAAAAUAUGACCAAUAGCAAUGUUAGCAGUGGUGGAAGUGACAACGGUGUCUCAGAUACUGAUUUUGUAUGCAUUGAACAAAAUCCUAUUUGGUCACGUGGUAAAACCAAUUCAGAAAUGAUGAUGAAAGAGACGACUAGUGAAGGUGUUUCAUCAAAGAAAAGUGAAAAGACCAAGCAUUCUACAACAACAAAAGUGAAAACAUCAACACCUACUACUGAACAACCAUCAAAGAAGUCCACCUCCUCCCAUUCAUCACCAUCAUCAACAACAACAACAACAAUGAAGAAGAAUAAAACUAAGCAGCAGAUUGAUGAAUCACAAAAAAGUACAAAAUAUUCAUCAAAUUCUCCUUCAAAUAAUUUAAAAACGAACAGUGAUAAUACUUCAUCUACUAAAUCAUUAGAAGAACAAUUAGAAGAGGAGAUUGCACGUGAAGUUGAUGAACUUGUUUUGAGCAAAACUGAAAAGAAUUUAAAUAAUAGUAAUAAAAAUAAUAAUGGCGACGAUGACAGUGAAUCAGAUGAGAUUGAUGAAGAAUUAGAAUUAGAAAUAUUAGCUGAACUAGAAGGCGGCAGUGUUAAUAAUCGUACUGCUGGUGUUGUCGUUGAUACCACUGAAAGUAAUGAAGAUGAUGAUGAUGAUGAUCUUAUCACAGAUGAUGUUCAUUUGAAACAAAAAGUUUAAUUAAAACAAAAUUUCAAUUAAUUUUUACAUAUAAUAUAACAGAUAAUAUAUUAAUAUAAAUGUUGAUAUCUUACACAACAUUUAUUAUGUUUUUGAGAAAACAGAAAAUAUUCAAAGAUUAUUUAUAAUUAUAACGAUAACUAAUGAUUAACUUUGUUUUAAUUUGUUCAUUUUUUCUGGCGUGCGCGCGCGCGCCUUUUUUAAACGGAAGGAAAAUGGAACAACCUGAAAAUGAAGUAUUUUUUCAGUUAUAAUUUUAUUAUUUUGUUUUUAUUACCAUUGUUGUUGUUAUUAUUAUUAAUAAUAAUAUUGUUUUCUCUGUCUUAUCGAAAUUCGCUUUUUCUCUUUAACAUAUCAAUAAUAGUACAAUGAUAAUAAUAAUAACAAUUGGUUUUGCAAUUAUUUCAAUUCCUUCGAAGGUAGAUAAACAGUUUAUAUAUCA